Molecule: messenger RNA, 271 nt
Organism: Symbiodinium sp. CCMP2456
Lineage: Eukaryota; Dinophyceae; Suessiales; Symbiodiniaceae
Source: the annotation of a GenBank genome assembly
GCAUAUCGAGGCAUCUGUCAACUUCGAUUGGCUUCGCAAUACGGCGAGGGUGUGCACCUGCAGCUGUUGAUGAUGCUGCGGCAGCUGUGCAAUGAUCCACAAGGACUCAGAGCCAGCCUCGAGCGUCGGGUCAACGCCCAUUUCGGCCCCGAGGCGCCGAAGGACUUCCGCACUGCCCUCACCUUGGAAGUGCCGGGCACCUCAGCCAAGGAGCCUCUGGCAGCUUCAACGGCACCGGAUUUCGAUAGCCGCUGCCAUCAAGUGCUGGAAG